This is a messenger RNA of Nannospalax galili (Upper Galilee mountains blind mole rat), 303 nucleotides long. RefSeq names its product WAP four-disulfide core domain 13 (gene Wfdc13). The record is from RefSeq and is a predicted model, not a curated record. NCBI's taxonomy places the organism in Eukaryota, Metazoa, Chordata, Mammalia, Rodentia, Spalacidae. Bases 1 to 303 code for a protein of 100 amino acids. The transcript has 3 exons.
AUGGCACCCGUGUCACCUUUCCAGUUCCUCCUGGUGCUCAGCCUAGUACCAAAGCUGGUAUCUGGAAGUCCCAAGCAGUACUUUCUGAAGUAUAUCUUGGAACCUCCACCCUGCAGAUCACAACCUGAUGACUGCACCAAAUUCUGUACAAACCAGGAGGAAUGUCCACACGAACUUCAGUGCUGUGCAGCCUACUGUGGGAUAGUCUGUACACAAAACAAAAAUCCGGUGCGGAAAAAACACCGUCCAUUGGCCCCCAGUGUCCUCGGCUCUGGAGGUCAUCACGAGGAGAAGUGUGGUUGA